GACCAGGAACGUCGGCAGAGGCUAGAUGUCUGCUGGCCUGCUGCGCGGUCGUAGUACGACGGCUGCUCGCGGCUAACGCUCCAAAAGUUCCACCCGACGCACUGCGAGGAACUGGACAGUCGUCCCAGCAACUAAACGUCAUCAUCGGAAGAUCUCACUCGGAUGCGAGGAGCCCAAGACGACGGCGGCGGCGACGACGACACCCGUGCGUGAGUGUAGGACACGAACGCGUGGCCCCGUUUAGGAGCACAGAGGAACGCCCGAUACUGUACCCACUCCCGCCGCCGUGCCUGGGCGUUAUAUAAUAUACACACGAGCCGGCUGGAGGUGAUGUACCGGGACUGCUCUUCGCCCAAGCGCUGAAAGAAACGCGGUCGUCGGGUCGCUGACAAAGUUUUACAAAGGGGAGCGAUUCACGGUGUUGCGUUAGAUCGCCCCGACGCGCGCGGAGCUGUGUUCGUGCGGGAUUUCGAAAACGGCGCCUCGCACGAGUAGCGCGUGCCGUUAUAACAGUGACUUCACGCUGCGUCGUUCGACCGUAUAGCGAAGAUACUGCUGCUGCCUCGCAUCUGUGCCAAGGUUUGCGAGAGAAGAAAAGGAAAAAAACGAAAAGAAAGUUUCCGCCGGAACUCGAGGAGAAAAUUUACUCGUCUUGCAUCGGCGACGGGCGCUCAAGCAGAGGGGCGACCACUGGCAAAGAAAGCAGCCAAGCCGGCACCCGCCGAACAGGAUGAGGCGCUCCCUCAGUGGUGACACAAUGGCGCGGAGCAGGAACAGCUGUGUGUGCCCAGCGUGCGAGCGAAGUGGUGGUCCGCGUGCCACGCACGCGUAGUGAACCGACUUCGGUCUCUACGCGGUCUCUACACUCACCUCUGGCGAGCCCUGCGCUGUUUGCCUGCUCCGUACACGCUACGGCUGCACCUGAAGCGGCACGGAGAACCGCUGCGAAAGUUCGAACGACCGGAAACCAGCGGGACUGCGCGGCUCAGGGUGCGACAAGAUGAACCAAAAUGGCACUCAGAAGCAGCCAUGGACCGUCGAGCGAGCGACGACGGAAUUGCCGCGGUCGGACGAGAAGACAAACGGAAACGCCGCUCCAGCAGCUGGGUGUGCCCCCGGCGGCGGUGGGGCCGAUGGCGAGCUCCAGGAGGAACGUGACUACAUGUGUGGCCUGGGAAGCUGCUCCCCGCGGAUCAUGCAGCGGCUCGCCACUCCAAGGAUGUUCUUCGUCGUCUACAGCCUCAUGGGUGUCCUGCAGGGCGCGUACAAGACGUACUUCGUGGGCACGCUGUCGACCAUCGAGAGGCGGUUCGCCAUGUCCAGCCAGACAACAGGCAUCAUACUGAUCGCGGACAACCUGAGCCCCAUCAUCAUCAACAUGCUGGCCGGCUACUAUGCAAACCGCAUCAGCCGGCCCAAGAUCAUGGGCAUGGGGGCGCUCAUCGUUGUGCUCAGCUGCUUCCUGAGCAUCGUGCCCUACAUGAUCUACGGACCGGGACUGCACAUCCUCUCGAGCACGGCGCACGCACUGGGGGCCCGACAGCGCAGUCCCAACAGCCUGUUGUGCAACUCGGCAAUGUCUGGACACCGUGAAUGCGGAGGCCCGUCGAUGGCAGACAGCUACACGCCGUUUGCGCUCUUCUUCGCCGCAAACUUUAUGAACGGCUUCGGCGCGUCCACGUUCUUCAUCGCGGGAAGCACCUACAUGGACGACAACAUACGGAAGAAGAACUCGCCCCUGUACUUCGGCAUGGGAUUUGCCUUCAGACUGCUCGGCCCCGUUGUCGGAUUCGUGACAGCCGGGGUAUGCCUGCGCUUUUACGAAGAUCCUUUCCGCGAUCCAGGCAUCUCACCAAAGGAUCCCCGUUGGGUGGGCGCCUGGUGGAUAGGCUACAUACUGUUCGCCAUCGGCCUCAUCGUGGUCGCCCUACCUAUGAUGAUGUUCCCGCGCAUCCUACCCGCCGGCAAGAAUUACAAAGUGAAUCGUAUGCAGAGGCUGUCCGUGGUGAAGGCGAACAAGGACUCAAAGUGCGCCGAAAGGACGGGCCACCAUGGCAUCAGCAUCGCCAUGAUCAAAGACAUCCUGGUUAUCGUGAAGAGGCUGGUCCGUAACCCGAUCUUCAUGCUCCACACAACUGGCCUGGUAUUCGUCUUGCUCGCCACAGCCGGCUACGGUACUUCGUUCAGCAAAUACGUCGAGUUCCAGUUUAGGCAAUCGGCGUCGAAGGCCAACUAUUACACAGGGGCGGCCAAAGUGGCGACAACGUUGGUCGGAAUCGUAACCGGCGGCGUCGUCAUACACCGGUUCCGGCCAGGCCCGCGCGUUGUGGCCGGCUACUCGGCAUUCGUGGAGCUGGCCAUGAUAGCAGGCUUCGUAGCCAUGAUGUUCAUCGGCUGCGAUAGCCCCAACAUUGCCGGAGUCGCCGCCGGCAGAAACAUCAGCGCGACAUCGCUGCUGGACAAGUGCAACGUGGAUUGCAAUUGCAACACCCAGAUAUACGAGCCGGUGUGCUCAAGCAACAAAAUGACAAGCUAUUUCUCACCGUGCCAUGCCGGCUGCAGAAGCGUGGGCAUGUCGUCGACGAACGUGACGAUAUACAAGGACUGCAGCUGCAUCGCGGCAGGUGACCACGGAGUGGACGACUCCUAUGUGACGUCGGGGCUUUGCGGCUCCACGUGUCAACAGUUGGGCCUCUUCUUGGGCAUCGUGAUCGCCGGCCAGUUCCUGGGCUCCACAGGUCGUGUAGGGGGCCUGCUCAUAUUCCUCAGGUGCGUCGACCCCAUCGACAAGAGCAUGGCAAUGGGGACCACAGGUUCUCUCUUACAUAUGCUUGCCUUCAUACCCUACCCCCUGAUAUACGGAGCCAUCCUGGACCACUCGUGCUUGAUUUGGGAGGAGAAAUGCGGACGGCGUGGCAACUGUUGGGUGUACGAUGCUGUCAAGCUGCGCUACACGCUGCAUCUCGUCACAAUCAUUUUUCUGGCCAUCGCCGGCGUCUGUUACAUCGGCCAGUUCCUGCUCAGCGGACGCAUCAAGCGCUUCUAUGAGGACGAUCUUGCCGAAGACAGCAGUGACCAGCAAGACAAGUACGAAAGCAAAACCACAAUCACCGAGGGACUCUCAGUUGAAAACAUCCAUAAGGUUGACGAGAAACCAGAGGCUACCAGGUUUUGAACUUGGAGACUGGUGAAUGAAAAAUGGUCCAGGUUUGGGCAUGACGUGCGACUGUGGCUUGGCACAAAACCGAUGCCGAGUGCAGGUUGAGACCAUCGGUUCUUGAGGACACUGUUUCUGUCCAGGAUGAAAUGUGUGCUCCACAUCAUUAUGACAGGCCUCUUGUAGAACAAGACAUCGAAAUGCGAAGUGCCCAAAGCAGGAUGUCACCAGACAUUGAACUCCAUAAAGCUUUUGCUCCAGCAAUGACUUUUUUUCGCUCUGCAAGUGAAACUAUCAAGGAGGCAAGGAUACACGUGUGAUGACAAAAGCAAGGGGAACAUAUUCAAGUAUCCUAGAUUUGAUUUAAUGCCUUGUCAGGAGGCAAAAUAUGGCCAGCAAUGAAACAAAUGCUGGUUUCAAGAAUGAAGAUGUUUGCCCAAGAGAAAACCCAGAGCAUAUUACUUUGGCUGAGUGACAUCACUCUGAAGACGAAUGAACAGUCUACAGUGUACUGUGUGUAGGAAUCAAUGCCCAUGUUAUUUCAACAAGUGGAUAUUGCAGCUAUUGAGAAUACUUUGCAAAGGAAUUGCAAUGGGACACCCAUGAUUAACUGCCUAUAACAGUUUUUUACUGACCGAUGUUUAUAAACAGCAAUGAUGAGAACAUUCUCAUUAUGGUACACUUAUGCAAAAGUGGCAUGUAACGAGUGCACUCAGAACCAGUCACGACAAAAAGCAAGAAAUUAAUGCUGCAAGCACGAUUUUAAAACUCAGUGGUGAACAUUAAGUUUGAUUAAAGGGACAGUGCUUGCCAUGAUUCAGCUCUUUAAUGAAGUUAUAUUUAGCAAAGGGCUAGAUGCUGCCAAUUGUUGCUUCUAGCCUGACUUCACACUUAAAUGCUUAUGUCCUAAAACAUGGCCAAUGCAGCACAAUCUCAAUACAAUCAAUCCUGCUAAAAGAAGGAACUUCAGAGAACAGCCAUAGUGUGAAGUGUUACUAAUGUAACCAUUUCUUUUUAUUAUUUAUGAUAUUUUGAGAGUUAUCCCACAUUUAAUCUCAUCAGUAAAUAAAAAUGUAUCGAAUAUUUUGAAACUCAAGAAGUGUGCAUACACAUACUAGAGCCAGAGAUUGAUCCUUUAAAUUUUUUAUUAUCUGUGUGAUCAGGUGGUGUUGAUACAGUGCUCUUAGAAGCAGUGUUCUGAACAAUACCGUGAUACGUCAAUCUACUGUCAAGUACCCUAGUGGUCAUCAAGAAGUGAUCCAUGACACAAGCUUGUAACUGUGACAGUGUGCACCACUGUAACUGUGAUAGUUUCCACCACAGACAACGGUGCAGUGCAGUGCAGUGAUUGUGAUAACUGUGCACAAAUGCUGAACUCAGCGAACCAGAUGUGCCCCAGCCUCAUUCAGUGACCACAAUCGUCCAGUUUGCAAGACAUUGGCCAGAUCCACAAAGCUUUUCAUCCAUAAGGUCCCGUUGUCACUGUCCCGUACCUUGGCUAUUAUUUCAAUGGCUAUAAUUGCUGAAGAUCACCUACUUCAUGAACUGAUCUUCAGUAUGAAGAGCUUUAUGAAUGUGGCUGCUGUUUCUAUGUCAAGUGCUUUGGCUUUUCUUGAUAGUGAGAACAGGAGGGGAUAUUUUUAUUACAGAACUGUCUCAUGAACUUCCUUUCAUUCAUGAAAGCACUGAGACAAACCACAGCAAUAUAUUUAGAAUGCCAACAUUCAACUGUUAGAUAUAUUUUUACAGCAAAUAAAAGAUUUUUUUACAA
This is a messenger RNA of Dermacentor andersoni, 4928 nucleotides long. Its product is annotated as solute carrier organic anion transporter family member 74D-like. Gene Ontology annotation, molecular function: protein binding. The record is from RefSeq and is a predicted model, not a curated record. Gene Ontology annotation, cellular component: basolateral plasma membrane. Lineage: Eukaryota; Metazoa; Arthropoda; Arachnida; Ixodida; Ixodidae. Gene Ontology annotation, biological process: sodium-independent organic anion transport; transmembrane transport.